AGCUCUAGAUCUUUUCUAACGGGCGGAACGUUGCUACUAAGGGGUGGGGUGUUUGAGGUCAUUCAGUCCCUCUCUGAUUCAUUUCGUCGGCGUGUGUUUGAGGGUACGGGUGGCUGGAGUGAGAAGUCACCGGGCGGUAGUAAAUCGCUGACGUUAUUCGGGAAAGAUACGCUGCUUUUCAACGCACCGCAGCCUAAAGAAAACGACUCCCGUGACGACGUGCGUAAAACAAUUUAUUGCAGCGACUGCGCCACUGACAAACUACAAAACGUAGACAGGCUAUCAAAUGCUAGCCAGUUAGCAUCUCGGUAAACUAACGGUACGGUGUGUUGAUAGCUCGCCUCCUGGUUAAUUGUCCAUCCGCUAACACCCUCUGGUCUACCGUAGCAUCAUUAGCUGGCUCUUUCUCCCCGCACUCACCGACACUUGACCACUGCCCCGUGGCGGUGCCGCACGGUUCGGCAGAAACGAAUUCUAUAUUUGGACGGACAACGAAGCUUCGUUUACUGAUUGCCGCCUCUGGAGAAAGAGCAUCUGCGUUGCUUUGCUGUUGACACACUCACACCCAUCUCCCCAACCCCUUCACCUCUGCCCCUCUCCCACCACCCGAAACACUGGACAUCCACAAGCGGCCGGAGGGCGGCGACGGGCCGGCGAAGCUGGGGGUAAUAACGUUACCGGAGUCGCAGGGAGUCGUGGCGGCUACGGACAAGAACAUCCGUGGGGACCUAGCCACAACCAUGGACGGGCUGGCUGUGGAAGUUCGCGGCUCGAAUGGGGCCUUCUACAAGGGUUACAUCAAAGAUGUCCACGAAGAUUCGCUCACAAUUGUAUUUGAAAACAACUGGCAGCCAGAGAGACAGUUGCCCUUCAGCGAUGUACGGUUGCCUCCUCCAGCCGAUUACAACAAGGAUAUCGGCGAAGGAGAGGAGGUGGAGGUGAGUGCUGCUUUGUGGCUUUGGGUUUUUGAUGCAGCAGUCACCAAUCAUUUUUGUUUGAAAUUAUUAACGGGCUUCUUUCUACAGGUUUACUCCAGGGCCAAUGAACAGGAGCCAUGUGGCUGGUGGCUGGCACGUGUCAGGAUGAUGAAGGGGGAGUUCUACGUAAUUGAAUACGCAGCAUGCGACGCCACAUACAACGAGAUUGUCACAGCAGAGCGCAUCAGGCCACUAAACCCAAACAGCCCUUCCUCACGGAACUCCUUUUUUAAAGUCCCAAUUUCUGUUCCAGAAGACCUGCGAGACAUCUGUGCAAAUGACAACAUUCACAAAGACUUCAGGAAAGCUAUCGGAGCCAACUGCAUCUUCUACAAUGCCCCAACACAUGAACUCAUUCUGCUGUCUACAAAUGAGACCACAGCGAAACGUGCUACCCUCCUGAGUGACAUGCACUUCCGCAGCAUUCGUACCAAGCUCAUGCUCAUGUCCCGCAACGAAGAAGCCACCAAACAUUUGGAGACAAGCAAGCAGUUAGCGUCUGCUUACCAGGAGGAGGUAAAGGUCAGGGAGGACCUGAUGGGACUGGCCAUCGGCUCCCACGGUGCCAACAUCCAGCAGGCUAGGAAAGUGCCUGGUGUCACAGCAAUCGAACUGGAGGAGGAAAGCUGCACAUUCAGAAUUUACGGAGAGUCCCCAGAGGCAGUGAAACAGGCGAGAGAGUAUCUUGAGUUUAAAGAAGACUACUUUCAGGUACCCAGGAACCUUGUAGGAAAAGUCAUCGGCAAGAACGGCAAAGUCAUCCAGGAGAUUGUGGACAAAUCGGGCGUGGUUCGCGUCAGGAUUGAGGGAGACAAUGACAAAAAGCUUCCCCGGGAGGAGGUAGGCAGGCAGGGGGCUGGCAGGGACGACACUGCUAGCACCAAAGAGGGCAUGGUUCCCUUCGUCUUUGUAGGAACAAAAGAAAACAUCAGCAACGCUCAGGCUCUGUUGGAAUACCACGUGUCGUACCUCCAGGAGGUGGAGCAGUUGCGCAUGGAGCGUCUCCAAAUUGAUGAACAGCUUCGUCAGAUUGGUGUGGGUUACCGCGCGGCUCCCGGUCGAACUGGGGGUCCGGGCACCGAACGGGAGAAGGGCUACCUGACUGACGAGAGCAGCAACUCGCUUCAUGCCAGUCGCUCUUAUGGGGGACGUGGCAGAGGGCGUAGAGCCUCCAACAGCCAGUACUCUGGAUAUGGCACAAACUCUGAACUGUCCAACGCUUCUGAGUCGGAGGAUGUUCUUGACCGUGACCAGAGACCCCGUGGAAUUGGGGGAGACGAGAGAGGCUCCAGACGGGGCGGCAGAGGCAGGGGUUCCAGCACAGGACGAGGUCGUGGCGGGCCGGGAUCGAAGCCUUCCAACUCCAUUAGCUCAGUGCUGAGGGACCCAGACAGUAACCCGUACUCCCUGCUGGAGGGUGAAGGAGAGCUGGCGGAGUCGGACCUUACGGAAGGCAUGGGGGCAGACCGUCGCAGGCGUUCCCGGCGUCGCCGCAAUGACCAGGAACCCAGCGUGAUGGACGCUGCUGCAGAGUCGGACGGCCAGGCUGGCCCCAGCGAGAAUGGACUAGAUGAAGAGGCCCGGCCUCAGCGCCGCAACCGAAGCCGCCGCCGCCGCAACCGUGGCAGUCGCCCGGACGGAGGUUCAGCCAGUCGUGACCGACAGCCCACCGAGAGUGUGACUGUCGCUGAUUACAUUUCUCGUGCCGAGUCCCAGAGCAGACAGAACCUGCCCCAGAUUGAAAACCACACUUGCCCUGAGCCCAAGGAGAAUGGGACCAGCAUCAUAAAGGAUGAGCGAACAUCCGCCAACCGUUCCCCCAGCAAAGGCGUAACCUCUGCCAGUGAGGCUCUGACCUUGGUCAAUGGGGUCUCAUAAAGCGAAGGCCUUGUGCCUGGGCGUACACAAGUCUAGAGCAAGACUCCAUGGCAAACUCUGUCCCUGCUUGCAUUAACUUAAACCUUUAAACAGAUGAGUGAAAAAGUAUCUGACAAAAUACAUGAAUUCAUACUAUGAGAGUGAAAAAGUACAAAAAAACGACAAACGCAUCUACUUAAAAACACACUUUAAUGGUGUAUGCUAUACUAUCUAUCAGUACGUAGUGCUUAUUUAAAAGAAAAAAAAAAGAGAACAACUAGCUUGCCAAAAAAGAGCUGGUGAAUAUGACUUGAUUUUCAAAAAUACUGAAACACGAAACAGGACGGGACUGUUUUUUUUCCCUUUUCUUUUCUUUUCCUUUUUGAACGGUUAUCAUGAUUUCUGUCCUUAUUUUUCGUUUUGUUCUGUUUUGUUAUAUUUGUUCCUUGUUUAUCACUGGUUUGGACUUGGCAGUUGCUCACUCAACCAAAACAGACGCGUCUCCUGACAGUGUUACCGUGCAGACAGGUGAGAAGUAAGCUGUAGGGAGGGUCGUAUGAGCAGACGGUCCACUAUGAUCGCACACUGAACCUCGGGAAUGGAUAAAGACGGAUUGGAAUAUGGAUAGACAUUGUGCCUUGAAUUUGAAAAAAAAAAAAAUUAAUAAAAAUAAAACGGAAGAGUUUUUUUUCCAUUA
Molecule: messenger RNA, 3531 nt
Organism: Cynoglossus semilaevis (tongue sole)
Lineage: Eukaryota; Metazoa; Chordata; Actinopteri; Pleuronectiformes; Cynoglossidae
Gene: fxr2
Product: FMR1 autosomal homolog 2
Exons: 16
Coding region: 741-2855 (704 amino acids)
Biological process (GO): animal organ development; regulation of translation at presynapse, modulating synaptic transmission; mRNA transport
Cellular component (GO): nucleus; neuron projection; cytoplasmic stress granule
Molecular function (GO): translation regulator activity; mRNA 3'-UTR binding
Source: RefSeq, a predicted model, not a curated record